AUGUAUAGCGAGGUGGAGCCAGUGUCGCUAGUCGACCAACAGUUUCCAGAUGGCACCAAUGACGAAGAAGACGAUCGCGUGCGACACAGUGAGUGCGUGAACAUGAAUGUGGUUGCCCUGCACGACAUGCUGCGGCACUUGGGCUGCGCCGGUGAUUGUGGCGGUCAAGGUGCUCAGAGCGCAAGCGGCGGCUUUACAUCCUCGUCUGCGUCUUGCCUGCCACCUGAGAUGGUGGACGCACUACUACACUACCUGGUGAGGCUGCAGGAAGACGUUCGUCAACUUGAUGCCCGAGCGCAACUUCUUGAUGAGCAGCGCGCGCGCGACACCAAAAAAGCGGAGCUGCUCAACGAGCGAACAGAGAGGCUGAAGGAUGCAGUAGCCAGCAUGUCUGCGAAGAGCUCGGCCGAAAUGAAGGAGUUCCGAGAUUACUUACAGCAGCAUGCGAGCGCCAGUAAGCAGCGCCAACGUGAACUUGUGGACUUGACCCGCAAGCGCGAGAAGCUGGAGUUGGAGGUGAAGCGUACUCGAAUGGAGAUGGAUCGACUCCGCAAGAUAGCGAAACGCGUGCGGUGA
Molecule: messenger RNA, 576 nt
Organism: Leishmania mexicana MHOM/GT/2001/U1103
Lineage: Eukaryota; Euglenozoa; Kinetoplastea; Trypanosomatida; Trypanosomatidae
Exons: 1
Coding region: 1-576 (191 amino acids)
Source: RefSeq, a predicted model, not a curated record